This is a messenger RNA of Rotaria sp. Silwood2, 290 nucleotides long. The record is from the annotation of a GenBank genome assembly. Lineage: Eukaryota; Metazoa; Rotifera; Eurotatoria; Philodinida; Philodinidae.
AUUCACUGUCUUGAUCUUGAAAAUUUAGGAAAUAUUUUUAAAAAAUAUUCAAUUUAUGCAAUAAUUUAUUGUGCUGCACUAAAGCAGUUGAUGAAUCAGUACGAAAACCAAUUUUAUACUAUAAAAAUAAUAUUGGUUGUUUACUUAAUUUACUUACGUGUAUGGAAGAAUUUAAUGUUAAAAAUUUUCUUUUUUCAUCAUCAACUACUGUCUAUGGUACACCAAAAUAUUUACCACUUGAUGAAAAACAUCCAUGUAUUGGUGAUGCUAUUACUAAUUCACAUGGUUAA